Molecule: messenger RNA, 303 nt
Organism: Lindgomyces ingoldianus
Lineage: Eukaryota; Fungi; Ascomycota; Dothideomycetes; Pleosporales; Lindgomycetaceae
Exons: 2
Source: RefSeq, a predicted model, not a curated record
AAUAUGGACUCAUUAGGCGCCUCAGGUAUGAGCGCUUUCGGCAACGACCAGAAGACGCAGGUCAUGCGCCAAAUACAGCAGGAAGCAGCUAUGCAGAACGCGCGCAUGCUCGUCGAAAAACUCAACGAACACUGCUUUGAACGCUGCGUCCCCAAGCCUGGAACAUCCCUCUCCAAAGGCGAGGAAUCUUGCUUUACGGCGUGCAUGGACAAAUACAUGCAGGCGUGGAACACAGUAUCAAAGCAGUAUGUGGCUAGGAUACAAAAGGAGUCGCAGCAGGGUGGGAUGGGCAACACCUUUUAG